This is a messenger RNA of Clupea harengus (Atlantic herring), 4903 nucleotides long. RefSeq lists its product as uncharacterized. The record is from RefSeq and is a predicted model, not a curated record. The transcript has 2 exons. Gene Ontology annotation, molecular function: DNA-binding transcription factor activity, RNA polymerase II-specific; RNA polymerase II transcription regulatory region sequence-specific DNA binding. Gene Ontology annotation, cellular component: nucleus. Lineage: Eukaryota; Metazoa; Chordata; Actinopteri; Clupeiformes; Clupeidae. The coding region runs from base 1582 to 2673 and encodes 363 amino acids. Gene Ontology annotation, biological process: regulation of transcription by RNA polymerase II.
GUGGGCCACAGGGGAUUUUCAGAUUUCCAUUCGGGCCACAGCGUUCCUAAGUUUGGGAAUGGCUACCAGGAAUUCUCCUGAACAAAGCUGUACAGGGUCAUGAUUAUGCCACCCCCGUGCCAUAAACUAUUUCCCUGAACUGCCUGAAAACUGCAGCUGUUGCUAGUAAAUCACUGCAGUUGCCUGCCGUUUUUGGUUGUUGUUUUUAAAGUUCGAAAUGAGCACGUUGCAUCAUGGGAUGCAGUAGCCGACGACGUGAGCUCAGGCUGUACAGGAGUAAUCAUUUUUGUGUUUUGGAAAGUUUAUAUUUUUGUCAUGCUGCAAACGACUCACUAUUUAUACGUCAAGAUCAGUUUACAAAGCGCAUACAGUUGGGCGCUUAGGAUUCAGCGCUGUUUUACAUGUCAGGACUUUUAGUUUGGUACACCGACUCCGACGUCGUUAUAUGUCUAUAUAUGUCUAUGGGAUUACCCGUGGCGAAUACCAAAAUAGCUAUAGCCCGAAAGGAACAAAAGACAGCUGUAAGAGGUCUGAAAGCGAACAUUAUGAGGCUAUGACCCCGACUCGCCGAAGACACACGUACGUUUCUGUGGAGCACACUUUACACAUCAGAUUUUCUAAAUCAUCACAUUGGCCCAGGAGAGGCUAAAGGAACAGGACCAGAAGCUGCUGAGAAGAACCAGUUCUGAUGCAGAGAUCUUAGCACUUGAGCUUAGUACACCAUAACCGUAUUUAGAGUGGGGCAAAAAAGAUUUGUUUUAUUCCACUUGCAUCCUUUUUGUGCUACUGAGCAUGUGCAUAAGUCAUGUUGUUGGGGAAACAGUGACCCCGAGGAGAUGGAAACGUAAUGUUAAAGUUUAUUUUGCAUUGAACUUUCAACUGUCAAUUUUAACUUGAUGUUUCAGGUGGAGUUUGAUUAUAUUUUUUUUUGCCACAGUAUAUUAGUUUUAUCUUUACUUGUAUUUAGUGAUGGAUAAUACUGAUUUCCACUACCUAGGUGUUGGGAGGGCGAGGGGUUUAAUGUUGGGAGAGCCACUGAUUUUGUGGGUGCAGGGAGGGGGUUUUUUACUCCUGGGAUAAGUCGUGGGAGGGCUCAGCCACGUUAUCCGGGGCAGUUACCUGUGCCACCUGGCCCCAUAGAUGUGCUUGGUGCAGAUACUACGCACAUGGGUGCAUGUGGAGGCAGUUAAUUAUUCUCCGACAGUUACCCAGCUCCCCUAACAUCCACCCCUAUAAGUUCAUCUUCUGAGACAGAGAACACACUGAAGCACUUAGGUGUUUUGAUCACUGAGUUAGGCAAACACAUUGGUGACACUGUCACAGCCCGUUUAAUGUCUGACAGAGAUUAUGUAGGCACACAAGCAUUCACUCCUGACACUUAUAAUGGCGGCAGCCGCCAGCCCCAGAGCACUACGAUAGACAUGUCUCAGCUGAAGUCAGAAGUCAAAGACCCGCCCAUGUUCCGUGGCGAUGGCACAGACAAGUCCACAGUGAGUGAAUGGGUAGAUCUCAUGGACACUUUUCUUAAAAAAAAAGAAAGUUGGAGUUACAGACAAAGCGGAUGAAAUUCUAAGUAAAUUGAUGGGCAGGGCCAAGGAUGUGGUCAAGAUAGCACUCAGAAGCGACCCCUCCCGUGAUUCAAAUCAACAUCCUGAAGUUAUCUAUGCCAUUCUCAAACAGCACUUCAGUGACAUUUCAUAUUCUUGCAUGCCGCUUGCCGCAGAUUUUUACAGCACAUUACCUGAACAUAAGGAGAGUGCGUUUGAUUACUGGGUCCGUUUAAACAAAGCAGCAGAUGUCGCUGACGAGAGCUUGAGGCGCCAGGGCAAGAGAAUGGAGGAUGUGAAUAAAGAGGUAGCAAUGAUGUUUGUGCGCCACUGCCCUGAUCAGUCCCUUGCCAUGGUGUUCAAGAGUAAACUUGUUGAACAGUGGACGGCCAAGGAGGUCCAGGAAAGGAUUGAUGAGUAUCAGUGUGAAAUGAAGACCAAGCGCACUGAGGUCAGUUCCUUGCCCAGGCAGAAUGCAGCGCUCAUGCUUAACAGUGAAGAGAGUCACAGUGAAUACAGUCUAGAUUGUGCAUUGCAGUCCUGUAAACAAACAAUAGAACAGCCCCGCCGUCUUUAUGAGUCUGUACCCACUUCACAGAGUAGUGUGGACAGGAUGACUGACAUGCUCAGUAAAGUUCUUGAAAGUGUCAAUGCCCUGCGUGCUACUAACUCAUUCAGUGCUCCACAACACACUAGGAGGGGCCGUGACAGAUGCCGCAUAUGUAGUGAGGGCUCUCACUCCACCCUUCAACACUGCCGAACCCACUGUCUGUGCUUUGCCUGUCACCAGCCUGGUCACCUGUCCCUCUGCUACCCAGCCGCCUCCCACCAAUGUGCCGUCACCGCCCCCCCAGUUAAAAUAGAUAGCCUGCAUUCGGAGAGGGGCAGUGUAGGCAUUUCUAAUGCAUCCCUCAAACACACUGUUGACUUGAAGGUCAAGUUUGAAUCAAUUAAGCAGUCUUUGCCUAGCACCGCCACAGUCAUCAUGCAGAAUACAUCACAUCUACUUACAAGUGAUAGUUUGUUUCAUACCCCCGUUGUUAUCAAUGAAUCAAUUACUGUGAGAGCCAUGCUUGAUACUGGCUCUAUGGCGUGCACCAUUAGUGAAAACAUUGAGAGAAAAUGAACUGAUGCCGGCUCAUUGGAUUGUGAUGUGAAGCCUAACACUGACAUUGUUUUGGUGGGCUGUGGAGGGAAACUUGUCUAUCCAAAGAGAGUGUAGCUGACCCUGAUGGAUCAGCUGACAAGAUAUGGCCGUAGGUGAUGGACAUUUAAAUUGCAUAGAUUGAUGAAUCAUUUUUAUUUAUGAGUUUGUGAUCUCAUUUGUUGUUGUGCAAAGUUAAUGUCCAUUUGCUGGUGGUUUUAAUGAAUUUGUGCGUUAGUCUGGUGACCCUUUGUGUCAUGUGACCUUACCUGGUUAUAUGACCUGGAAGGGCUCUGGCACAUCGGACUCGAAAGACUGAGAGAACACGCACUAAUUAUGUUCCCAAUCAAAUCUACUGCUGGUUUCCAGGCGAACACGGUAAUGCAUUUACAUAUCUGUACUAAGUUUUAAAUGGAAUAUGUAUAUUUGUUUGUGAUUGCUAUGUGUAAACUUUGGGUUUGUUGAUUGUUUGUUUGUCUGUCUGUCUAGUUUUCACGGUGUUCCCGACAAUAAAUGAGAAGAGUUGGACAUCAGUAUGAAGCGUGGAGUCAUGUUUAUUAGUUAAAACCAGCGGGUAGUUACAGAGUAUGUGACCUCCGCCUUAACCUGUAUGGAUGUGCCGUCAUUGUGCCCACACUAGUAGUGCCCGGACAGAUUGAUGAUUUGAUUAUUGGCACGAAUGUGAUUAAAUUCUUGACCCAUAAGCUCAAAGAAAAAGUGAAGGGUGGCCAGAUUGUGUGCGGCGACAGAGUGCUGCUUGCCAACAAGGGCGAGAGAGGCCGGAAGAAGUUGGCAGACAAAUGGGAGAACGUAAUUUACACUGUAACAGACUGUGACACAAAGACUCACAUCUUCAAAAUACUCAACCCAGUGACAGGACAGACUAAAGUAGUCCACCGUAACAUGCUCCUGUGUGUCAAUUUUCUCCCUGUCAUGGCCGAAACUGAGGAUGAGAGUGUCUCUUUGGUCUCUACCUGCAGUGUUGAAUGCGAUGAUGACACCGAUGAGUGCGUCGACAGGACUGUCCGCACUAGUGAAUGGGUGUUCUAGAUCUCUGUCGAGGAGCCGGAUCACUCACUUGAAGGCCCUGACAACGAUGCCCACUCGCAGGAUGACGAAAUGACUGAGUUGACAGCCGACCAUGAGCCUGUGUCCUACAGUGAUGUAGUUGCCGGUCCUGUGCAGGAUCGAGAGACCUGUGCUACUGAUGCUGAUACUGCCCAUGAUGUAGACAGUCUGAGCCCUACUGCACCAAACACCCACACUGAGCCCUUAAGUCCUCUUGAUCCCACACAGGCCCAGCACCUUUCUGACACUUCUACACGUAGGUCCAGGGUAGGUCGUAUCAUUAGGCCUGUAAAUAGGCUAAUUUACAACAUGUCAGCCCAGACCAGUUCAAAAGCACAAAGGCUCAGGAAAUGGGCUGGUUCAGUUCUUAGUGUCAGAGCUAUUGGUUAGGGUAGACUCUUCCUACUUCCUAUCCUUUGUUUUGUUUAUUUUUUUAUUUUGAUACUGUGGCCUGUUAUUUUUGUGGUUUUGAUAUGGUGCACUAUGUGUGCAUGUCAGUGAAUUGGAUGUGUGAAGUGUAAAUGGCACUGGUAGAGUUUGUGAAUAGCACGACUCUAAAUGAGUUCUUAAAUGAACAGCCUUUUGGUUGACAGAGGUAUACAAGGGAUACCUAUUUCAAUUCAUGAAUGUAUUGUAAAUAAUGUGAUGGCCUGAAGAGGUGGUGUUAUGGAAUGUGUUAGGCAUAAUGUUGGUACCUGGGCAUGUUUUUCAUGUUUUUUGUUACAAGCUUUAAAUGUUAUUGGGGAUUGUCCUACGCAGGGGUUUGGAUGGUUUGUUUUUAUGUGCAAGUGGAAUAUAGAGGGGGAGAAUGUAACAGUGAAGAUUUGGUUUAUUUCACUUGCAUCCUUUUUGUGCUAUUUAAUCACACUGAGCAUGUGCAUAAGUCAUGUUGUUGGGGAAACAGUGACCCCUAGGAGAUAUGCAGGUUGUACAGAGUGGCUCUCCUCAGAGUUCGGGGAUAUAGAGUCACGGUGAGUUGUACAUAAAGAGAGCUCCUACAUUAUCAUUUUAGAAUACAAUGACUGAACGUCCUAAAUCCAUACUGAUUAUAGAGAGGUGUUCCACAUUAUAUCCUCAUGUAAAUAGUGUGUUUGGUUUAGGAAUUAUGCAUCUCUGAAUGUAUAUUUUAAUCAAUGUUCAAAAU